This is a messenger RNA of Pelobates fuscus (common spadefoot toad), 2376 nucleotides long. RefSeq names its product zinc finger protein 383-like. Bases 343 to 2271 code for a protein of 642 amino acids. NCBI's taxonomy places the organism in Eukaryota, Metazoa, Chordata, Amphibia, Anura, Pelobatidae. The record is from RefSeq and is a predicted model, not a curated record. The transcript is spliced from 5 exons. Gene Ontology annotation, biological process: regulation of DNA-templated transcription.
GCAAUCUACUAGCAUGUGAGCAGCCUGCUUGUUACCAUGAUAACAGUGGAAGCCAUGAGCUCAGUAUGUGGCACGGAGGGAGGGGAGAGAAGCGUAUGCGCGGAAUGACGCUGUAGCCUGACUGAUUGAACCCAGUGAUGACGCAGUUCCGCUUGUAUUCUUCCACAGCCAGAGAGUGACAGGUGCCGGUACCGGGAGGCAGCCAGUGCGUCCCCAGGAACAUGGCAUGCACCCUGCUGGAGUUCUGCUGCUUCUAAGAUACCAGGCCUGUCCGAGAUUUCCUGUUCCCAGAGCUCCACAAGGAGAAGUAGAGCUCGGAGGCCCAGAGCAUCGUGGUAAACCAUGAAUGACAGGAAAUGGGUGACUGAAAAGAUCUUGCAUCUAACCUUGGAGAUCAUCUACCUGCUGACUGGAGAGGAUCUCAUGGUUGUAAAGAAGAUCAGUAAUCAUGACUCGCCCAGAAGCAAUCCACAUGGAUCGGAGGGGUCACACAGGACAUUUAUCUCCAGCAUCCUACUUCCACCUCCUUCCCUGAUCCAUGAGAGAAACAAUAAUCAGAAGAUCCUGGAACUGACCAAUCAGAUCAUUGAGCUGCUGACUGGAGAGGUUCCUAUACGGUGUGAUGAUGUCACGGUCUAUUUCUCCAUGGAAGAGUGGGAGUAUAUAGAAGGACACAAGGAUCUCUACAAAGACAUAAUAAAUGAGAACCACCAGUCACUGGAUAAAUGUAUACCUGAUGGAUUGUACACACCACUUGCUACAAGUAAAACUGUAACUAAAACCAAUGAUGGUAAAGCAUCUAUUGUAAUCAACCAAGCAAAGCAAAGCGAGAUUAAAUCGGUAACAUUCAUGUCACAAGAAUCUUUGCCAUGUGAAGGAGGCAAUCUCACAGACAUUUGUACACUCACAGAACAUCCACAGAAAGAAUAUCCAUCUACUCAUAGUAAGGAGGAACCAGCCUUGUGUGAAGAAGGCAAUCUCACAGACAUUUGUACACUCACAGAACAUCCACAGAAAGAAUAUCCAUCUUCUUAUAUUAAGGAGGAACCAGCCACAUGUGAAGAAGGCAAUCUCACAGACAUUUCUACACCCACCGAACAUCCACAGACAGAAUAUCCAUCCAAUCAUAUUAAGGAGGAACCAGCCUCAUGUGAAGAAGGGAAUCUCACAGACAUUUCUACACUCUCUGAACAUCCACAGAUAGAAUAUCCAUCUCUUCAUAUUAAGGAGGAACCAGACUCCUGUGAAGAAGGAAAUCUUACUGACAUUUCUACACCCACCAAACAUACUGAGACAUAUGCUUCAGUACAUUUUAAGGAAGAUUCUUCUUUACAUGAGUAUGGUUUUGUCACAGAUUCUCUCUCAGAACAAACACACAGAGUACAUCCACCAAGUAGGACUGAUGAAUGCUCUACCGGUGGAAUAGAAAAUCUCACAGUUGCUGAGAAGUAUACUGUUAUAUCUGAUUCAUCUGAAUAUAGGGAGAAUUUUACUCAGGUGACUCAAACUAGGAAAAAUCAAUAUGAUUGCCUUGAAUGUGGGAAAUGUUUUUUACAUCCAUCAAGAUUGGUUUUACAUAAAAGGAUUCACACAGGGGAAAAACCUUUUAAAUGCACUGAAUGUGGGAAAGGAUUUACCCAAAAAUCAAAUCUUAAUAAGCAUAAAAUUAUUCACACAGGAGAAAAACCCUUUAAAUGCACAGAAUGUGGGAAAUGUUUUAACCUAAAGCAGGAUCUUAUCAGACAUCAACGGAUUCACACUGGAAAAGAAAUGUUUAAAUGUACUGAAUGUGAAAAAUGCUUUAAUCUAAAGAAGGAUCUAAUCAUUCAUCAGCGGAUCCACAAAGGAGAAAAAAACGAAUGUGGUAAACGUGUAAUUCCAAAGCAGGAUCUUAUUGGGCAUCAGAGAAUACGCAAAGAAGAAAAGUCAUUUCAAUGUACAGAGUGUGGGAAAUGCUUUAAUUUACAAUCUAAUCUAAAUAGACAUAAAAUUAUUCACACAGGAGAAAAACCCUUUAAAUGCACAGAAUGUGGGAAAUGCUUUAACCUAAAGCAGGAUCUUAUCAGACAUCAACGGAUUCACACACGAAAAAAAACAUUUAUAUGUACUGAAUGUGAAAAAUGUUUUCAUGCAAAGAGCGAUCUGGCCAUUCAUCAGCGUAUUCACAAAGGAGAGAAACCACUUAAAUGCACUGCGUGUGGGAAAUGUUUCAAUUUGCGAUAUAAUCUUAAUAGGCAUCAAAUUGUUCACAAACGAGAAAAAAACAUUUAAAUGCACUACAUGUGAGAAACGUUUUAUUGGAAAGCAGGAUCUUCUCAGGCAAAGGUUUAAAAAUAUCAGGAAGUAUUUCUUUACUGAGAGGGUAGUGGAUGCGUG